CGCGAGGGCAUGGGCGCGCUGCUCGCCCACUCGAUGGGCCUCGGGAAGACGCUGACGGCCAUCUCGCUCAUCGACGCGCUGCUCACGAGCGCGCCGCUGCGCGAGGCGGCGCGCGCCGGCGGCGUCGCCGGCUUCCGCACCGUGCUCGUCGUCGCGCCGGCGACCGUGCUGCAGAACUGGUGCGGCGAGGCGGAGAAGUGGUCAGAGCGGGCGAAGAUGAGCUACUUCUACUACCACGUCAAGGCGGAGCAGCCGCUCAAGAAGCGGAUCGCCACGCUGCGCGAGUGGGCGCGCGACGGCGGCGUCGCCGUCAUCGGGUACGAGGCGCUGCUCGCGCUCGUCAAGGGCAAGGCGCGCGAGCAGGCGGUGCCGCUGCUGCAGCAGCCGGGCCCCGAUCUGAUCGUGCUCGACGAGGGCCACCGCAUCAAGAACAUGCAGAGCAAGCAGCACGCUGCGCUCGCGGCGGUGCGCACCCGCCGCCGCGUCAUCCUCACGGGCACGCCGCUGCAGAACAACCUGAACGAGUACCACGCGAUGGUCGACUUCGUGCGGCCCGCGCUGCUCGGCACGGUGCCCGAGUUCCGCAACCGCUUCGUCGCGCCGAUCACCAACGGCAACACGCUCGACGCCUCGGCGGCCGACGUGCGGCUCUCGCGGCAGCGGAUGGCCGUGCUGCACGACCUUGUGCAGCCCUUGCUCCGCCGGCGCACCGCCGAGAUCCUGCGGCAGGCGCUGCCGCCCAAGCGCGAGAUCGCGCUCUCGUGCCGCCUCGCGCCCGUGCAGCGCUCGCUCUACAGCACCUUCCUCGAGCACGCCAAGGCGGCGUCGGGCGCCUCGGUGCGCGGGCUGCUCGGCGGCUACCAGACCAUGCAGCAGAUCUUCAACCACCCCGCCACGCUCUACCGCUGCGUCGACGCCAAGGGCGCGGCGGGCUCCAAGCGCGAGGCCUCGGGCUACGACUCGAUGGACGACUUCGUCGUCGAGGAGGACGACACCAGCGGCUCCGAGGGCGACGACAGCGGCGGCGAUCAAAUAUCUCAUCACACACACCUCUUUCACGACGACGAGCAGAUCGCCACCUCCUUCUCGCAGGCCGAGCUCUCCGAGCUGUGGUCGCUGCGGGACGAGGCGCCGCGCCCGUCGGCCGAGCUGCUCGCCGAGCCCGAGGCGCGUCAUCAGAGUGGCCGAGGCGGCGGAGGCGGCGGAGCCUGCUGCGGCGCUGCUGGCGCUUGGAGGCGGCGGAGGCGGCGGAGCUGA
Emiliania huxleyi CCMP1516 is the source of this 1257-nucleotide messenger RNA. RefSeq lists its product as hypothetical. The annotation marks the transcript as partial. The transcript has a single exon. Gene Ontology annotation, cellular component: nucleus. The record is from RefSeq and is a predicted model, not a curated record. Lineage: Eukaryota; Haptophyta; Isochrysidales; Noelaerhabdaceae. Gene Ontology annotation, molecular function: ATP-dependent chromatin remodeler activity; ATP binding; ATP hydrolysis activity.